GCUAAGAGCCUGGCCAGCUACGUAAGUCCCAUGUUGUCGACUAGCUAUCGCCAUGUUGGCCGAACCGCCUUCUUUGUAUUCAUCUGCAUCCCAGUUUCUCGGGUAGACUGAUCCUUGCACUCUCCUUCCGUUCUGUGACAAUCAAAACAAAACAAUCCGAAUCCAACUUCCUGUGCGGGCUGGGCUCUAUCGUACGUGAUUUUCGAGCUGCUGAAGUUGAUAUAAAUACAAGGCAAUCAACACAUCAAAUGCGUCCAUCAAGCACCUCCAUCGAUCCAUCCAUCCUAACAGAUGUCAAUGGCGAGGAGGGUAUUAGCACUAGUUAUAAUACUAGCAAUUUGCACCCUGUGCAUGGUGAGCUGCUUUGACUCUACGUUAUGCGCAGGAAGUGACGACGGCACGGGGAGGUGCAGCCUAGCUCCGCUGCCGUCACCUUUCCUUCAGAAUUCAAUAUUGACUGAUUUUGGGGAAAAUGGUGGCUUCGAAGGCGGCAACACUACGGGUUGCUACUCGAGAUUUUAUGGUGAUCUUCUGGUGCACGCCUCUUUUACUUGCGACGGCGCGCCCAGUGACGAGUGCCGCCAGUGUUUGACGGAUGGCUUUGUCCGCCUGGAAGAUGUGUGCCCAGGCCGAGCCGGAGGGACUGUCCGGCUCGAUGACUGUUGUGUGAGGUACGAGACAGCUUACGACAUCUGCACCUAGCUAGCGAUGGUGGGUCGCAACAUACAUCGCUUUAAAAUAUGUUUUAUCGACAUUUCAAUUAAGUGACGGCACAACUUUUUGUCUCUCACAUUCGAACGACAUUUUUCAAAAUUAUCCUGAUAAAAAUGUCGCUACAAGGGAUUUUUUAUGUAGUGGAGUGACGUCUUAGCGUCUAAUGUGUAUUAAUAAUAAUCUCACGAUAUGAUCCCCAUGAUAUCGUGUAACAACCAAUACCCAAGGUUCGGGUCACACACAUUGAAGUGGUGUGUUCCAAAAGUAACAUAGUGACCCAAACUAGCUAGGUAGUAGAGUCCAUGUUGAGGAUGACUUUCCUGUGCCCCCUUUCCCAAGCAAUCCGUAAGCCUUCGAUUGCCCCUUUCAGCUCUGCUCUUGUGAUCGUACAGACGCCGAGAUUGCAGGUGAAAGCGUCCAGGCAGCGUCCCAGGUGGUCACGAAGAAGACCGCCAGCAGCUGCUCUUCCAGAGGGUUGGAUUACUGAGCCAUCUGUCUCGAGCUGGAUCCAUCAAACAUCAGGUGGUUUCCAUGUAAUGCACGCAUUCUGGUGCUGUCUUGGUGUUUUCCAACAAUGUGUACUACUCCGAUAGAGUAAAGUACUCCAAUCGAGUAAAGUACUCAAUGUGUUGAAGCUACGUUGUGUAUACCAAAGUAACUUUGAAUUCGAACUCGUCUCGAUGUUUGUGAUAUCGUGCUAUAAUUUCCCGCCGCUUAAUAGUUAUGGCUAAUAUAUUACAUUAGCAAAUAAGAAACAGAUAAGAAGAUAGUCGUGUCUCGCGCAGGCCUUUGUUAGUAGAAACUAGAUGAUUUGUGUGCAUUUACUGGAACGGAAUACGAAACUAAGGGGUCGUUUGCUUCAAGGAUUUAAAAAUGAGGGUUUUGUAAUUUAAAAACCCAAGGAUUUAUCAAGGAUUUGAGGCAUCAUGGAUUUGUAACAAUCCUUUGUUUGUUGGGAUGUUUUUAUCAUGGAUUUAAAGGUGUGGGAUUUACUACUUGAAGUCAAAAAUUACAUUACUGCCCUUUUCUAUAUGUUUGACAUGUUUAUGAUAUGUACACAAAACAAUGACAAAACUUCAAAAUUACCUUACUAUCAUUUUCUAUAUGUUUGACAUGUUUAUGAUAUGUACACAAAACAAUGACAAAACUUCAAAAUUACCUUACUAUCAUUUUCUAUAUGUUUGACAUGUUUAUGAUAUGUACACAAAACAAUGACAAUACAUACUAAUAAGCAUAAUGUUGCCACAUGGACAAUAAUAAUAAACGAGAAAAUUCCGUUUUAACUUUUAACGUAACAUAAUCAAUUACCAAUUCUUUGUCCUCCUUUUCAAAAGUAACAUAUAACAACAUAUAUUAGAAUCGAGAGAACAAAGAAUUACACGUUCCAUGAAAAUGUCAAAGAAAACUAGAACACAAGAAAUGAUAUAAAAAAUAUAACUCAAUGUUUGCACAUUAAUUGAACGUUUAUAUUAUUCAUUUAUUGUUAAUUAUAAUGUAUAAUAGUUAAAUUUUAGGGCAACCUUGGAAUAUUAAAAGUGCAUGAGGGUAUAUGGGUAAAAUAUCAUCAAGGAUUUAUGUCAUAUUCCAAAUCCCACAUCAACAUGUGGGAUUUAUAAGUCCGUGGGGUCCACGGAUUUGGACCCUUAAAAUCCGUGGGCCCCACGGAUUUGGUCUCCAAAAAAGGUGCAAGCAAACAACGGAUUGUACCUAAAUCCUUGAUAGUUGGUUUUUUGGUACCAAAUCCAUGUACCAAAUCCUUGAAGCAAACUAACCCUAACAUAAUGCACAUCAUCACUGAAUUCACACAUCUCUCUUGGAAACCCAGCUUCCUCGUGUACUUUUCCAUAAAAACUCUUUGCCUUUCUUUUUGUUCUUAAUAUGAUAAGAAACAUUCACAAGCCGUGAUAACGUGAUACGUACGUAAUCAAGCAACCCGCGAGAUGAAGUCAUUUUGUGACUCUGAAAUAAUGUAAAAAACAGACU
This is a messenger RNA of Linum trigynum, 2697 nucleotides long. Lineage: Eukaryota; Viridiplantae; Streptophyta; Magnoliopsida; Malpighiales; Linaceae. The record is from the annotation of a GenBank genome assembly.